Prorocentrum cordatum is the source of this 456-nucleotide messenger RNA. The record is from the annotation of a GenBank genome assembly. Lineage: Eukaryota; Dinophyceae; Prorocentrales; Prorocentraceae.
AUGCAGGCUGGCAGCGGGGAGGUGUCUGUGGACCAGUCGCUGGUGAUGCCCAGGCCGCCGCGCGGCGGGGGCAUCGGCUUCCGCGUGUUCUUCGAGAGCUGCGCGGGCGACCGCGCCCUGCCGCUGCUGGGCGUGGCCACCGUGCACGAGCCGGUCGAGCGGGCGGAGCUGGAGCUCUCGCCGCCGCGGGAGCGCUUCGGCUCCUCGGUCGGCGACAGCCUCGACGCCUCCCUCGGCCUCGGCGCGGCGCUGCUCGGCGGAGGUUCCGCCGUGCUGGCCGUGAGCGUCACCGAGGUGCCCCUGGGCUCCCUGCAGCGGGCCCUCAGCAGAGACGGCGGCACGCGCACGGCUCACUCUGCGCUAGACUGCUCUGUUCGGGCGUUGUCCCGCUACGGCCCCGUGUGCUCGUGGAUGGGCUUGCCUGGCCUCGUCGAUCUUUGCGGCCCCGCGCGGUAA